Mytilinidion resinicola is the source of this 1266-nucleotide messenger RNA. RefSeq lists its product as uncharacterized. NCBI's taxonomy places the organism in Eukaryota, Fungi, Ascomycota, Dothideomycetes, Mytilinidiales, Mytilinidiaceae. The record is from RefSeq and is a predicted model, not a curated record. The transcript is spliced from 2 exons. Bases 1 to 1152 code for a protein of 383 amino acids.
AUGGAAUUUCCACGGGCCCCUCCUCACCUCCAAAUGCCGGAACCCAGCCAUGAAGCCAACAUCAUUGUCCGACAUGCUCUCCAAGUCUUUUGGUCGGCCGCCUAUACCGCGCUACGACAACUUCUCGCCAAACUCUUCUACCGCGAAGAAUCAACAGAAGUACGCGACGCCGUCCUCAACAGCCCUGAGCUCUUCGAUCUCAUCCUCUGCCAAAUAGGCACCCCACAAGUCCUCCAAUACAAGCGCAUCUGCAAAGAAUGGAACAAUGCCAUCGAAACCUCCCCCACAGUCCAGCACGAUCUCUGGAAGCGUCGCAUCCGCUACCGUGAAUCUCUCACCGAGUUCACAACCCACGACUCUCAGCCGUCCGACCUCCGCAACGGCGUGUGCCGCAUCUGCGGCGUCUGGGCCAACCACCAGAUCCCGUCCCCGAACAACCUGAACGCGAUCCUGACACGCCCCGAAGUCCGCCAGCGACGACCCUGGGUUGUGCGGCGCGCGAGGCGCUAUGUCGGGGCGGUGGAGCGGAGCAAUGUUUGCUGGUCCCUCCAAGACGACGGCUCGCUCUUGCUCUCAUUCCUUGGUCGUCUACCGCUCCCGACGCUGGCAGGCGAUCUGGACCUGACGACCGCGAGCUGGCGCGACACAGUCGUUUCUCUCCCAGAAGUCACAAAGGUUACUAUGCGAGGCCGGCGCGACCUCGACGUCUGGUGGCUCCCUACCGCUCCGUUCAUUAUCCGCUGGGACACGGAAGCGGUGCUUGAAACCCCCGACGGUCUGCGGAUGGGAGAUCUUGUGGACGCGAUGUGCGAGAUGCGGGAGUUCACGCAGCUGCGCCUGGGCUGCUUCAGUUGGCGCCGUGUGCACCACUACCUCGCAUUAAUGGGGGCGCUGCUGCUCGUCUGGGCUGUCACGUCGCAUGUCUGGUUGUGGAUACUUUGCAGUGUGGCACGCGGGGUGAUGCCAUGGUCCUGGGUGAAGACGUGGGUUCCGGGAGUUCUUCUGAAUUGUAGCACCCUCGCGCGGUUCCUGUGGGCGUCGCUGUGGUGCUGGGGUGGUAUUUCGGCAGGGAUGAUAUUCAAUAACAUUAAUAGCCGCGAUGGAAUAGCCCAGUUACAGAAGAAGAGCAAGGCCAAGCUGACUUGGCUCUAACGGUCAUACGUUUGAGCACCCGGGGAUACCUCUGCUCGGGCUUUGAUACUGUUCUCUCGAUACGGCUCUUAGGAUUAGCUCAGCAUAGCAGGUAAUUAUUCGGUCCAAAUGCUG